AUGGAGGAGGAGGUGGAGGGCGGAGGCACGCGCGAAGACUUCCUGAGCGAGGACGACCACUCCCCGACCGACGCCUCUGAGGACAGCGUGGAGGUGCGCGUCCAGCCCAUCCGCGCCCACCACCCCCACCGCCCGCCCACCCCGCCCACGCCGCCCGCCCACCACAAGUUCCACAAGUUCCGCAAGCACUACUCCGCGCUGAGGCAGGAGUACCCGGUGCACGCCGCCCGCGCCUCCCCAGCGCCCGCCAGUCCGCCCGCCAGCCCCGUGGAGCCGCACACAGGCGCGGCGCCGCUGUCGCCCGGGACGCGCGCCGCAGCCCGCAACCGCCGCAAGCCCGCCGAGCCUCGACGCCUGUGCCACGAGGCGGCGCCCAAGCGCCCGCACAGCCCCGACCCGCCGCGCGCCGCGAAGGCCGCCCGCACCGAUGGCGCCACCGACGUCUCCGAGAAGAGCGCGCCCUCGUCGCCGUCCCCGGGGGCGCCGCCGCUCCUGCAGCACCACCCACUGCUCAGUUCCUUCAGGAGGCCGCCCAUGGGCGCCUUCCCGCCCCUCCUGAUCCCGCCCGCGUGGCCGCCCGUCACCGCGCAGUGGGGCUACCCGCGGGUGGUCAAUCCCUUGGGGUGGGCGGGGCUCACGCCCGGCCUCACGCCCGCCCUCAGCCCGCACCACUACCCCAUGCUGCUCCCGCACCCGUACCCGCUGCCGCGGCCGCUGCUCCCCUCGCAGCUGCCGCCCGCGUCGCCGCCGCCCAAGUCUCCGCCGCCGCGCGGACGCCCCCGGGGAGCGCGCGCCCCGCGACGACCUGCCGCUGCGCUGCCCGUCGCGGGCGCCGGCCGACGGCGAGGACGACGUGGCCGGCAGCAUGCGGCGACGCGUGCCCGCCGCGACGACGACGACACCAUCCACGCCCUGCUGCAGCCCAGCAAGCAGAAGCAGCGCAACUACAAGAACAUGACGCGGGAGCGGCGCAUCGAGGCCAACGCGCGCGAGCGCAACCGCGUCCACACCAUCAGCGCCGCCUUCGAGAAGCUGCGCACGUCGGUGCCGGCCUACAGCCACAACCAGAAGCUGUCCAAGCUGUCGGUGCUGAGAAUAGCGUGCUCGUACAUCCUGUCGCUGUCGCGCCUCGCCGGCCACGACUACAGCGCGGGCGGCACCGAGCCCUCGUUCAGCGAGUGCGUCGACCUGACGACGCGGACCAUCCAGGUGGAGGGCAAGGCCAAGAAGAAGCGGGACGAGUAGGCCGCCCGCCCCUCGAGUGACGCCCGCGCCCCUCAGUCACUCCUGUCCCUCCCCACCCCAGUGAUCACAUGCCCUCGAGGGCUUCUCCCCCCCAGUGUUACCACGCCCACAGUGACACGCCCACAAGUGGCCCCAAAACGUUCAGUGACUCAAGUUCGAGAUAGUCCCACCGAGUGACAACUCGCAUAUUUAUUAGUGUAUUUUAAAUGCCGAAAGACCUAAUCUGUGAGAGAAAAGUAUAGUCUAUUAGAAUUCCAAAAGACAAGCUAUUUGUACUAAACGUGUGUUCUAGUCGAAGCGCGAGGCCCGGUCCGCAGCCGCCGUGUGCUCCGCAGGAUCUGCCGUGAAACACAACAGCCGUCCGCCUGAUGUUUGUCCUGUUCUGCUCGUUGUCCGUCUCGCGCUCCUUCGGGAGGGAACCGACCUCCCUCCGCGAAGGGCCGUCCGCGCGAGCCCCUCCAGGAAAGGCCUCGUGACCCCGUGACUCCGCCCCCAGCGCCCCGCCCUUCCAGGCCUCCGUCAGCCCGUCGAGGGGCUCCUCAAGCCGGCCUUUGCUAUAGACUUUGCAACUUCAGUAUACCACAAUGGUCUUUGGUUAGGAACAUCGAUUUUUUUUAUAAUCUCAUAACAAUAAGGUGCUCACCAAAGUACACUUUAGCUUUGUGUGUCGAUGUGUGUUAUAGUAUAAAACCCGUAAGCCGUUUUAAGGGCCUGUGAGGCUUGUAAGGCUUGCAAAUCGUGCCCCCAAAAAGUG
Messenger RNA from Penaeus vannamei (Pacific white shrimp), 1999 nucleotides. The record is from RefSeq and is a predicted model, not a curated record. Lineage: Eukaryota; Metazoa; Arthropoda; Malacostraca; Decapoda; Penaeidae.